AGAGCGAGGGUGGGACUCGUCGCAGCAGAGCCCGCCGCGGGCCCCUGACGGUCGAGCCUCCCGUUGGUCGCCGGCCCGGCCCAGCCCCAGCUCCGCUCCCUCUCGCUCCCUCAGUGCAUUCGAUGGCGAUCAUGGCCGCCGAGGAGGUGGCGCCCGGCGAGGUGGAGGGCGAGGCGGGCGGCCUCCUGCAGGAGAUCUUCACGUCCCCUCUCAACCUGCUGCUGCUCGGCCUCUGCUUCUUCCUGCUCUACAAGAUCGUGCGUGGCGAGCAGCCCCCGACCGCCGGCUCCGGCGACGGCGACGAGCCGCCCGCGCUACCCCGCCUCAAGCGGCGAGAUUUCACCCUGGCUCAGCUGCGCCGCUUCGACGGCAUCCAGGACCCGCGCAUUCUGAUGGCCAUCAACGGCAAGGUCUUCGACGUGACCAAGGGCAGGAAGUUCUACGGUCCGGAGGGUCCAUAUGGAGUCUUUGCUGGUCGGGAUGCUUCCCGGGGCCUUGCCACUUUCUGCUUGGAUAAGGAAGCUUUGAAAGAUGAGUAUGAUGAUCUGUCAGACCUCAAUGCUACUCAGCAGGAGACCUUGAAAGACUGGGAAUCGCAGUUCACAUUUAAGUAUCACUACGUGGGCAAGCUGCUGAAGGAAGGGGAGGAGCCCACCGUCUACUCGGAUGACGAAGAAGGUCCCCAGGAUGCCAGGGAGCGAAAGAAUGACUAGAGGCUACGUGGAUGAGAUCUAUUUUUGUAUGUCCCAGCAUCAUUUGUAAUUUCCUCUCGUCUCACCCUAGUCGGCUUUAAGUCCAGCCUUAGCAAAGCUUUGGAUGUGUUGUUAAUUGUUUUUUAAUCAUAUGAAAUUCACUAGUUACCUUGAUCACUUUAGCUCUCCCCAUCUUAGACAAUGCAUGAUAAACUUUAGAGAACCCCAAAGUAGAGCACUUACAGAAAGUGAAAAAAAUGGUAAUCCUGUUAUAUUGUUAUUGUUGUUGUUGUUGUUGUUGUAAUUGUUGAAACUCAUAGCAUAAUGUAGACCGAAGAGCUUUUUAGUGCCAGGUGAGAAUGUGCUUUUGAGGAGAGGUUGAUACCAAAGCAACCAGAAGGACCCCUUGCAAAACAACUCUCACAUACCCACCAGUAAGAGCCCCUUUCAAGCGUGAUCUCGAGACAGCAAACAUCCCAUUUUCCAAUUAGACAGACUGCACGAUUUCGGUUUUCUCUACUUCCAAAGCCAAUCUGCAGUGUUACAAAGGUUUUAAUAUUGCUCCGAGGUGGCCACCUAGGACCAGAAGGAAGCUUCAAAGCUUGGCUCUCCUUUCACUGUGCCAUCCAGACUGAAAGGGAAUCCAUGUGAAAUGUUGUUAAUUAACUCUUAGUGGGGAGCAGGGAUUACUCCUUAAGCUUCCUGUUUCUCUCCCUUUAUUGGACCAUUUUAAAGAAUUCUUAAGAACAAAUCUUAACAUUCCCGUGCCCAGCAGAAGAGAAUGGGACAAGUCCUUUCUUCAGCAACAAGUUCAUUUAGAAACAGCUUGUUAGUGGCUUUCUAGACUCUCCCGGGCAAGCAGCUAACAAAGUCCCCACUCAUGAAUACUCAACAAAAUGACAGGAAUGGUUCCCUGAGCCCCGUUGCCACGGCCCAUGUUCUCAGUCCACUUCUUUCUCAGCCUGGGAAAAAAAAAAUACUCCUAGUAAAAGAGGCCAACCUUGAAGGUAGAUUUCCUGCCUCUUCUUUUAAACAGAAUAAGAAAAAAGUGGCUUUUUUCUGUAGUUUUAAGAAAAAAAAUUAAUUUUGAGUAUGGUCCCUCAUUGUCAGUCACACCAUUUAGGAUUGGAUGCUCAUUAUCCACUUCAAAAUGGUCACUCAGAAAACUCAUUUUCAGAUUUUGAAUAUUCAUCGUGUCUCAAAAGCACUCAUUUCACCAGGAAGACAAAUCAUCGAGUACACAGAGGUUAAUAAAAUGGAGAAGGAAAAUUUAGGCAAGCUUUGGAGGGGAGGGAGAGGGAGCUUUUCAAUAUAAUCUAGAUUGUUGGGCUUUCAUGAAGCAGUGAAGGAAAGUUUUUUGGGAGCCCUAAUGGAUGUUGAACUGAAGGCAAUUGGAGGGAUGGUACGCGCAGACCCUGAGCACUAAGAAACCCAUGAGUUUUUUGGGAAAAAAAAAGUUUUUUGUUUUGUUUUUUUCUCCCCACACAAUAAGGCCUCCAAGCACUUGUGCCCAUGUGAUCCUAGAUCAGUCACUUAAUCUCUUGAUGCUGCAGGCAACCCUAUAAGUAUCAAUUGCAAAGAAGGUAUAGACCUGUAUUGAUAAAGAGGGGGUUUAGCCCCCAGUUUGGAUGUUUCUUUUCUAAACUCGAUGCCACAAUUCCCCAAAGUAGAAAGCGAGCCCAAGCAUUCUGCCCAGUGCUCCUGGAGUCUCCCUGCCCCUCGCCGCAGAGCGCUGCCUCUGAUGGUAAAUUCUCCUAAAAUGCUGUCAUCUUCUAGGUAUUGGUGGGCCACUAUCCUAACCGUGGUAGUGCCUCCAAUGGGUGUCCAAUGGAGACCUCCCUCCAUGGAUUAACCUUUUCCUUUUCAGUUUACUGCCCGUAUUCACAAAGCCCCAGCCCUCUCAGGUGUCAGACACAAAGGAAUUGGAUUGUCAUUUUAGAAACCAUUGUGUCGUUCCAAAUGCUACCACUUUCUUAGAGUAUCAGCAGUGAAUGAAUUUGAUGUUCUGGGGAAAACUAUCAUUUCUCUCACAGUGCCUUUUGGUCAAGGGUACCCUUAGACUGGAUAUAAGGAGGUUGGUUCAUGCUUUCAGGAGUCCCAGAAAAAAAUCAAUUCUCUUACCCAAGGUCUCCCCCGUGAGUGAGGCAGAACUGGGACUCCAGCCCUACCAGUCUUUCAAGCCCCAGUCAUCUGUUCUUCGCUCUGCAGGAAGUAGAGACAUACCUUUCUGUUCAUCACCCAUGAGUAAGAGCACACACUACUAACCGGGACUUUAAAAUACACUCUUUGGACUAUACUUGUAGUUCUUUGAUCACAGAAAAAGUACAGCCACUGGAAAAAAAAUGAGAAAACAAAAACAAAAAACCCAGGUGUGGGGAGGAAAAAAAAAAGUUCUGGGGACAAAAGGCCUUCGGAAAAACAUGUCACCUUACAGAGGCAGCCGGCCCGCCGGGGUGGGGGAGGGAAUUUGCUCUAGUGGAGUUCUCGACACCGAUCAAAUCCCAGGUCUGGACCGAAAGCAAAGCACACACCUGAAGCGUGGGGAAGGGGCACUUGUCAAAGCAUUGCAUGAGCAGCUUCAAGUGACCGAAGCAAGCUGGUUUUCUUAAAGCCAUUUACUUUUGUCAAUUGUGUAAUGGUUUUACCUCAAAUCAGAAUGAAGUGCUAUUGUCAUUAAAUAAAAUGGCUCGAUGUGGUACUACAGCUCUUCAAA
Sarcophilus harrisii (Tasmanian devil) is the source of this 3405-nucleotide messenger RNA. It is a transcript of the gene PGRMC1, whose product is annotated as progesterone receptor membrane component 1. Gene Ontology annotation, cellular component: endomembrane system; membrane. The record is from RefSeq and is a predicted model, not a curated record. The transcript has 3 exons. The coding region runs from base 123 to 713 and encodes 196 amino acids. NCBI's taxonomy places the organism in Eukaryota, Metazoa, Chordata, Mammalia, Dasyuromorphia, Dasyuridae.